Molecule: messenger RNA, 2394 nt
Organism: Ochlerotatus camptorhynchus
Lineage: Eukaryota; Metazoa; Arthropoda; Insecta; Diptera; Culicidae
Product: xaa-Pro aminopeptidase ApepP-like
Exons: 5
Coding region: 424-2367 (647 amino acids)
Molecular function (GO): metalloaminopeptidase activity
Source: RefSeq, a predicted model, not a curated record
CGCGGUCAUCGGCGUCGGUCAGUGUGACACUAGUCGCGGAACUUUGCGAAAUAUUAUUGCUGUUCCGGGAGAGCGUGACCUGCCCUAAAAAGUAAAUAAAAGCGACCGUUGGAGGAUCGUUUACUCUCCGAAACAACGCCGUGGCAGCAGAACGAAAAUUGAGUGAAAUUUAUGGUGUGUUAUAUGAGCGCCAACGAGGAUCAACUCAACAAACUUUACGAGCGACACGUGUCCUCGCUGGGUGGUGACCUUCCAGCAAAAGGGACAAGGGACAGUCCGCUACGACGUUACGACGGUCGUGAAUGUGGAGUGACUACAAAGUGUACGAUAAUUACGGUGUGGAAUUCUGAAACUGAAACUGACCGGAGGUUGUGAAUUUGUUUGUGCUGAUUUGUGACGAGAAGAAGAAGAAGAAUAAUAACCAUGAAGAACGCCAAGAAGUACAUCAUCGGAGCGUCGGCGCUGCUUAUCAUUCUGGUCGGUUGCGGAGUGGCCGUUGGAAGAGCCCUCACCAACGAUGACGAGUACAUGUAUGACGACACCCCCAAAGCGAUGGAGCAAAUCCUGACGGAGAUCCGUAGCCAUAUGCAGGACUACUCGGUUGCAGCCUACAUCGUACCCUCGGUCGAUGCCCAUAACAGCGAAUACAUCUCCCAGCACGACCGUCGCUACCAGUACGUCACCAACUUCACCGGCUCGGCCGGCACGGCCAUCAUCACGCUGGAGAAGGCACUCAUCUGGACCGACUCGCGGUACCAUCUGCAAGCGGAGAACCAACUGGACUUCACCUACUGGACCCUGAUGAAGGAAGGCGUCCCUGGAGUGCCAACCCGCGACCAGUGGCUGCUGGAUAAUCUUCCCUCGGGAUCUCAGAUCGGAACUGAUCCCUUUCUGAUCGCGUCCACCGAGUUCGAUCGCCUGGGGAGGGUUCUCUAUGCCGGGGGUCAUCGUCUGAUUACGCUGGAGCGCAAUCUGGUGGAUAUCGUGUGGAACAAUCGACCGCCGCAGACCAACGGACCGCUGAUCCCGUUAGAUGUGAAGUACUCGGGAAAACGAGCUUCCGCGAAAAUUGCCGAACUUCGUGAGAGCCUCGAUACCCACAAAGCCACGGCGAUCGUGAUCAACGGCCUGGAUGAAAUCGCAUGGCUUCUUAACCUUCGGGGAUCGGACAUCCGCUACAAUCCUAUCUUUUUCGGCUACGUGAUCGUUUCUCGUGGUCAGAUUCUGCUAUUCACCAAUCCGGACCGGAUCAACGAAACCAUCCAAGAGCACUUCCGUUCGGAAGGAAUCACCGUUAUCGUUCGGGAAUAUGGACAAAUUCUCGCCGGAAUCAAAGAUCUGACCGAUGAUGGCGAUAAACUGAUCGUGUCCACUUCCUGCAGUCAGGCGAUCUACGCCCAGGUUCCAGCUGAUCAACGAAUUCAAGUUUACAGCAUCGUUGCUACGACGAAAGCUGUCAAGAACUCCGUAGAAGCAGAAGGCAUGCGAAAGGCUCACAUCCGGGACGGUGCAGCCGUCGUUCGGUACCUUCACUGGCUCGAAGAAAACAUAACGGAGAACAUAACGGAGCUGUCGGGUGCAGCGCAGCUCCGUGAGUUCCGAAGCAUGCAAGAGAAUUUCGUGGAUUUAAGUUUCACCGCGAUCAGUGCCUUUGGUCCUAAUGGAGCCAUCGUCCACUACAGUCCCACCGAAGAGACGGACACUCUGAUCACUCGGGACAACGUCUACCUGAUCGAUUCCGGUGGUCAGUACUGGGACGGAACGACGGACAUCACCCGUUCGGUGCACAUGGGUGAACCGACAGCCUUCCAGAAGGAAGCUUUCACUAGAGUUUUGAAAGGUUUCCUCAGCCUUGGAUCGGCGGUCUUUCCGACAAAGACCUCCGGAACGUUCUUCGAUGCCAUGGCUCGCCGGGCACUGUGGGACGUGGGAUUGGACUACGGCCACGGAACCGGUCAUGGAAUUGGAUCCUUCCUGGGGGUUCACGAAUAUCCGCCUUCGAUCGUGUCCAAUUCGGCGUCACCAAGCAAUCAAGGACUUCAGGAGAACAUGUUCACCUCGAAUGAACCGGGAUACUACGAAGCCAACGAGUUCGGGAUCCGUCUGGAAGACAUUGUCCAAGUGGUGAAGGCUAACGUAGCACACGACUUUCAAGGCCGUGGAGCGUUGACUUUCUACACCAAUACGGUGGCUCCGCUGCAGACAAAGCUGAUGGAUGUUACGCUGAUGAGUGAUCGCGAAGUGGAACUGGUCAACAACUAUCACGAAAGGGUUCUGAGGGAGGUUGGAGCACUUCUUUUGGAACAGCAAGCGGACGAUGCCUAUGUUUGGCUCGGCAAGCAGACGCAACCGAUAGCGAAGUCGUAGUAUGAAGUAAAUGCGUUUCGAAACCGA